AUGCCACGGAGGAAGGACUGGAGGAAGGUGCAGGCGAUGCAGCAGCGGAUGGAGGAUGGCUUUGUGCUUAAGGAUGUUAUUGAAAGUGUAGAUACUCCACAAGUCAAGUGUCUCGAUACUGCACUUCGCACAGUGUUUUCAGAACAUAACUCUACAUUUGUGACAUUUGGAGGAGCAACAUUUGCCGUUACAAAAAGAAACGAGAAAUAUUAUGUGUUUGAUUCCCAUUCUCGGAACACUGCAGGGUUACAAGUGCCUAAUGGGACAAGUAUUCUUAUGCAGUACACAACCCUCCUUCAGGUCCAGCAACACUGUAUGAAUCUUGCACGUUCAAUGAACCUAAAUGCAGACACGCAAUUUGAAGUGACAGGCAUGACAAUCACCUCUGAUGUUGAGGCACAUGUGAAUGAUCAUGAUUUGAGCAAAUCUGGAAAUCAGCCUGAUGAUACUGCCAGUGAAACAAAUGAAGCUGAACAUGAUGUGGUACACCUUGAUGAACACGAGAAUUCCCAAGAUGAUAGUGUGGAAAUAAUUAACAUUGACCAAAAUGCGAUGCUUUUCUGCCCAAUAUCAUCAGAUGUAUGUGAACAGUUGUGCGAACAACUCCAUAUUCAACAUCACUGUUUACCAAAAUGUCAAGACCAUGAGUUUGGUGUGGAAAUUGGUGAACCAUGUAGAACAGUUCAUAUUGAAGGUGAUGGCAAUUGUUUCUUUAGAAGUUUGUCCUUUGCAAUCUCUGGCAAAGAAAACAAUCACAGAAAAGUCCGACUGGCUGUUGUGGCACACCUAAGGGAACAUGCUGAAAGCUUCCGUCCGUUCUUAAGAUCAGGUUAUGACUCUGUUGAACAAUACAUCUCUCAAUCAAGAAUGUGGUAUGUUGGAACAUGGGCAACAGAACUAGAAAUGUUUGCAGCUGCAAAUCUGCUCGGUACUGACAUUUGCACAUUCACUGAUAACAGAUGGCUAAGAUAUCCAAGCAGUCAAAUAAACACAGACUCUCCAAACACUGGCAGAUGCAUAUAUCUAAAUCACGUUGGUGGUUCACAUUACGAAGUUGUUGUUUGUGUGAACACUCUUGGUGCCUUGAGAAACUCCUGUACAGACAAAUAUUGUGAGAAACAUUUGAACAGCAGUGUUCGUACAAGGAAGAGAAAAGCUAAUCAGCUACCUGUAGAUGAGAGACAAUCAGUUUUGAAAAUACAAAAACUUGAUGGCACAGUAUCUGUUCAUUCUCAGGAAGUGACACCUGCUGAAGAACAAACAAAGAAAACAAACAAAAAGUAUGCACGAGCAAAAGCCAAAAGAGAGUAUAUCCAGGCCAAACGAAAAUUGGAGAAAGAUAUGCCUGAAACAUCGAUUUUGAAUGUGAAACAGAGUAAACUGACGAAAGAGAAACAAAAGUACAACACUGUACCUGAACUCAGAAACAGAAAGAAAGAAGCCAGUUCAAAAAGAUACAAAGAUGAUGAAGCACACAGGGAAUCUGUCAAAAACUACAGCCAAAAACAAUACGCUGAAGAUGCAAAACAUAAAGCAACACUUAAAAUGUACAGCACUGAGAAAUAUGCCACUGAUUCUGAACACAGGGCAGCAGUCAAAACACAUAGCACUGAGAAAUAUGCCACAGAUUCUGAACACAGGGCAGCAGUCAAAACAUAUAGCACUGAGAAAUAUGCCACAGAUUCUGAGCACAGGGAAACAGUCAAAACAUAUAGCAGUCGGCAAUAUGCCAAAGAUCCUAAGCACAAGAAAACUUUGAAAUCUCGCAGUACUGAGAAAUAUGCAAAAGAUGCAAAACACAGGGAAUCGGUUAAAUCCGCAAGCAUUGCAAAGUACAAAACUAGUAGUGAACAUAGAGAGAAUUUGAAAGAGAGACAGUCAGCCAGGGUUAUACAAAUAGCAAAAGAAAGGAAAAUAAUGGCGAAUGUAACAAGAUCCUUUGUUGAGAACAUUUCUAAAGGUCCAGAAUUUGUGUGCUCAGUGUGCCAUCGAAGACUUUUCAAAAAACAGGUUGUUCAAUGCAAAAAAACUGUGUAUGAAAGCAAAGGAAGCAAUGUAGCAUCUGUAUCUGAGAAAUGCAUCACUGACACUUACCUACACAAAUGCACAGACAGUUGUGAUGACCAAUGUCCGUUUGUCAAUUGUCCAGAAGGCACAUUGUGGAUUUGCUAUACUUGUCACAGAAAGCUUUUGUCUGGUAAAAUGCCGGGAGAAGCUGUGGUGAACAACCUAAAACUGAGCCCUGUUCCUAUGCAGCUACAAUGUCUAAAUGAACUAGAGCAGCACUUGAUUGCCUUGAAUAUCCCUUUCAUGAAAAUGAUGGCAUUACCAAAAGGUGGACAACAUGGCGUACACGGACCUGUAGUAUGUGUUCCUUCAAACAUUGAGAAAAGCACCAGUAUGUUACCGAGAUGUGACGUAGAUGAUCAGAUGAUCAGAGUGAAACUGAAAAGAAAGAUAACUUACAAAGGCCAUUAUCAAUAUCAGUUUGUCAACAAAGCUCAUGUUAAGAAUGCCUUAGAAUAUCUUCAAGCAAACAACAGAUGGUAUGGAGAUGUAAAUUUUAAUGAAGAAUGGGUCAAUCCCUUGCCAGUUAUUGAUGAAGAAGAUGAAACUAAUUACUCUGAUACUGACACUGACACAUUACCUGACCUUGACAAGGAUAGCUCAAACACACAAAUUACUGAGAAUAAUGCGUCUGAGAAAGAGCAUGGCUUACUUUUGAAUACAUGUCUGCAACCUCUUGAUAUUGGCCAAGAAGUUCUUGAUCAACAUUUUGAAAGGAUAACCUGUGUUGCACCUGCUGAGGAAAAUAAUCCUGUCCGAGUAUUGACAGACGAAAGCAAUGAAGCGAGAUCAUUUCCAGUUUUGUUCCCUUCAGGGUCAUCUACCUUCCAUGAUGAUCGUGAAGAGAGAAUAACACUUGCACGUUACCUGCACACACGCCUAAUGAAUGCUGAUCGUCGAUUUGCUCAAAACACUGACUACAUAUUUUAUGCUCAGUAUCUUUCAGAAAUUCAACAAGUUAUGUCAAAUGUUUCCAUUGCAAUGCGAAAGGGAUCACAGUCAUAUGGUAAAAAUGUUACCGCUGAAAAUCUUAUAGAUGCUGAUUCCCUAAGGGGCAUAUUAAAAUGUGAUGAAGGAUACAGGUUCUUGAAACCCAUAAGAGGAACUCCACCAUUUUGGCAAUCUGCUCAAAAAGAUUUAUUUGCAAUGUUGAGACAACUGGGUGUGCCAACUUGGUUCUGCUCAUUCUCAUCGGCUGAUAUGAGGUGGCCAGAAAUGAUCGAAACAAUACUUCGAGGAGAGGGGGAUAAACGCAAAGCCUAUGAACUUGACUGGUCAGAAAAAUGUUUUGUUCUGAGAAAGAACCCUGUGACAGCAGCACGAAUGUUUGACCAAAGAUUUCAUUACUUCUUGAAAGAGGUUAUCAUGUCUCCUGCAGAACCAAUUGGAAAGAUAAAAGAUUACUUCUAUCGUGUAGAAUUCCAGCACCGUGGUUCCCCACACACUCAUUGCCUUUUCUGGGUUGAGAAUGCGCCAAAAAUUGAUAAAGACAAUGAUGAAGCAGUAAAAUCCUUCAUUGACAAAUACGUCACAUGUGAAAUGCCUUCAGUUGAGAUUGAUGAAGAAUUGUACAAUAUUGUCAACAGUGUGCAGAAACAUAGCACAAGACAUUCAAAGACAUGUAAGAAAAAUGGCACAACAUGCAGGUUCAAUUUCCCUCGUCCACCAAGCAGUGAAACUUUCAUUUCACGACCAGGUGGUCAAGAUAUCAAUGGAAAAAAUAAAGAUGAGCCAAACACCUUGGAACAAACUUGUGAAUCUGUCAAACUGAUGACCAACAUUGAUGCAAAAGCAAUUUUGAAACUGAUUUGGCAAGCACUAACAAAUGAUGAGCAAACAUUUGAGUCAGUUGAUGCAUUAUUCACUGCUGUCGGUAUUUCACAAGAUAUGUUUGAAAUAGCAUGUGCAACCCUAGCCACAAAAACAAAUGUUGUCUUGAAACGCAAGCCAAAUGAUGUAUGGGUGAAUCAGUACAAUGCAGAUCUCCUGAGAUGCUGGAACGCAAACAUGGACAUUCAGUAUGUUGUUGAUGCCUACUCUUGUGUUGUGUACAUCAUUUCAUAUAUCUCAAAGGCAGAAAGAGAAAUGGGAUUACUGUUGAAUCAAGCACAAAAGGAAGCAAAUAAGGAUAAUACUGAUGCAAAAUCUGCUUUGAAGAAAAUUGGUGCUGUGUACUUACACAAUCGAGAAGUGAGUGCUCAGGAAGCUGUGUUUCGAGUUUGCAAUUUGAGAUUGAAGGAAGGAUCACGUAAAGUACAGUUCAUACCAACCGUAGACCCUGUCAGAAUGAGUUUGCCUCUCGAAACUUUGAAAAACAAACAACAGAGUGGUGAACUAGAUGAAGAUGAAAUGUGGAUGACAAGCAUUGUUGAUCGAUAUGAGAGUAGACCCAAAUGUGAUGAGUUCAAUAACAUGUGUCUUGCUACUUUUUGCUCAGAAUACAGAGUGGUGUCAAAAUCUGAAGUAGCGAGGGUGUCUGAUGAAAAACGGCAUAGUCCACUUGUAACAUUGCAAAAUGGCCUUGGUCACGUGAAAAAACGUACUCGAACUGAUGCAGCAAUUAUCAGAUAUGCCAGAUUUUCCCGUACAAAGGAUCCUGAGAAAUACUAUCACAGUAUGCUGCAGCUAUUCUUGCCAUAUACAUUUGAUACUCAGUUAAAACCAGCCGCCUUCAAUUCAUAUGAAGAAUUCUAUCGAACUGGUGCUGUCCAGAUUGCAAACUGUCCUGUAGAAACUGUGAAAGACAUUGUUGACAGAAACAAAGCCAUGUUUGAGCAGGAUGCUGAAGUCAUUGAUGACGCAAAGGACUUGUUUGAACAAUCUGGUCAAUUGGAAGAUGCUUGGGCUCAAAUUUGUCCAGAGACUGAAUCUGCAAGACUAGAAUGUGAAGAUGCACAUACAUGUAUGUCCGAUGAGGAAACAGAAAUUGAAUCUGUUAGAAACAUGCCUGAUUUGCUCCAGACUGAUAACACACUAUCUAAAACAGAGGUACUUCAGAGUACAGUGUCAAGACAAGAAGCAGAAACAAUACUGAGAUCAAUGAAUGAGGAACAAGCUGAUGUUUUCUACAAAAUAAGACAAUGGUGUUUGGAUAAAAAGAAUGGCAAAAAUCCUGAUGCAUUUAAGCUAUUUCUGACUGGUGGAGCUGGUACUGGAAAAAGCCAUUUGAUCAAGGCAAUUUGCUAUGAAUCUACACGACUUCUAGCCCCCAUCCAAAGCAAUCCAGAUGAUAUCUCCGUACUUUUGGUAGCUCCAACUGGUGUUGCAGCAUUUAACAUUAAUGCAUCCACAAUACACAGUGCACUCUCAAUUGGAAUUGAUGCAAAACUGCCAUACCAACCACUUGGUGAGGAAAAGGUCAAUAGCCUUCGAUCAAAGCUGCAAAGUAUUCAUAUACUUAUCAUCGAUGAAAUAUCAAUGGUUGAUCACAAGCUGUUAUCAUACAUUCAUGGCAGACUAAGACAGAUUAAACAAACUUCUGAUUAUUCGCCAUUUGGAAAUGUAUCCGUGAUUGCUGUUGGAGACUUUUAUCAGUUACCACCCGUUAAGGGUAGACCUUUAUAUGUUGGCACAAAUGGAUAUGACCUGUGGAAUGACAAUUUCUCUGUCACAGAAUUGACCACGAUCAUGAAACAAAAAGACCCUGCAUUUGCACAACUUCUGAAUCGGUUACGAACACGAAAGAGAUCAGAGCCUCUUGAAACAAAUGAUAUCAAUAUGCUCAUGCGACAAGAAACUGGUGAAAACGAUGCUGAUUGCAUUCACAUUUUUGCGACAAACGCUCAGGUUGAUGAAUUCAAUGUCACUGCCCUUCAUUCUAAAUGUACAGAUCCAAUUUCCAUUCAAGCACAAGAUUUCUCAAGAAACCUAAAAACAGGAAAGCUUGAAAAGAGAGAAAACCCUCAUGUGAAAGUUUAUAACUCAGUCUUACAAAAAAGUCUAUUUGUAGCAAUUGGUGCUCGUGUGAUGAUCACUAAAAAUAUUGAUACAUCAGAUGGUCUUGUGAAUGGAGUCUUUGGAACUAUUAGCCACAUAUCUUUGAAUGAUGGUGAAGCAUUUCCUUCGAGAAUAUAUGUUGUGUUUGACAAUGAUAAAGUUGGUCACAAAUUACGCAAACUGAAAGGGACAGCAUCUGCUUUACAAACAAACAGUACUCCCAUUGCACCACUUGAGGAAACUGUUUCAAACAAUGGAGGCAUCAGACGACAAUUUCCACUCAAACUAGCCUGGGCUUGCACCAUACACAAAGUACAAGGCAUAACAGUGAACAAAGCUGUCGUUUCAUUGGGCAAGAUCUUUGCAGCAGGACAAGCUUAUGUGGCAUUAAGUCGAGUAUCCUCUCUUGGAGGUCUAAUCAUUGAGAAUUUCAAAGAGUCGGUCAUAUACAGUCGUGAAAAGGUCGAGGCAGCAGUGUCUAGUAUGCCAAAGUUUAUGAAUGCAAAUCAGAAAACAUAUGAUGGUCAUGCUACAUGUACAUUCAUUAUGCAAAACAUUGAGGGCCUUCAAUCACAUAUUCAAGAUUUGCAGAAUGACCGGAGGGUUUUAGAGGCCGAUUUCAUUUGCUUGACAGAAACAUGGUUAUCUGAUACACAUCCACUUGAUGAACCAAAACUUGAUGGAUUUACAUUGCAUCAUAAACCCAGAGCACAGUCCUAUGAAUCGUGUGAACCAAUACUGAUGGAAUUAAAGAAUCAAAGUCAUGGUGGCGUUGGAGUUUAUUGUAGUGAAGACACAGCUUGUGAAUUUCCUCAGUUUCCAGUAUCCAAUUUGGAGUAUCUGCCAUUUUAUGUCAUGGAACUGCAAGCUCAUGUUGUUAUCAUCUACAGGCCAACCUCAUUCAAAGCUGAUAUUUUCAGGAAGCAUUUAUUGCAACUUGUUCAGGAACUUGAAAAGCAUUCUGCUCGAUCGAUUAUCAUGGGUGAUUUCAAUGAGAAUGUCUCUUCGUCAUCUUCCAUACAGACUUUGAUGGAAUCGAAUGGUUUCACACAAAUCGUUUCAGGAUCUACCACUGAAAGUGGAACGCUUAUUGACCAUGUAUAUGUCCGAGGACUUGAGAAUGUAUCUGUGCAGAUUCUUCCAACAUACUAUGGUUACCAUGAAGCCAUUGAAAUCAAACUAUGA
Molecule: messenger RNA, 7188 nt
Organism: Haliotis rufescens (red abalone)
Lineage: Eukaryota; Metazoa; Mollusca; Gastropoda; Lepetellida; Haliotidae
Exons: 2
Coding region: 1-7188 (2395 amino acids)
Biological process (GO): DNA repair; telomere maintenance
Molecular function (GO): ATP hydrolysis activity; DNA helicase activity
Source: RefSeq, a predicted model, not a curated record